AUGCAUGCCAACAGAGCAAACCGUUGUGAGGAGCUUCCAGUGCAGCACAGCCGUGGUGAGGAUCCAGCGAGCGUCCCAAGCAGCCCGCGCAAGCACGACUCACAGCGGGCGAGCGACUCACAGUGGGCGAGCGACUCACAGCGGGCGAGCGACUCACAGCGGGCGCGCGACUCACAGCGGGCGAGCGACUCACAGCGGGCGAGCGACUCACAGCGGGCGCGCGACUCACAGCGGGCGAGCGACUCACAGCGGGCGCGCGACUCACAGCGGGCGAGCGACUCACAGCGGGCGAGCGACUCACAGCGGGCGAGCGACUCACAGCGGGCGAGCGACUCACAGCGGGCGAGCGACUCACAGCGGGCGAGCGACUCACAGCGGGCGAGCGACUCACAGCGGGCGAGCGACUCACAGCGGGCGAGCGACUCACAGCGGACGAGCGACUCACAGCGGGCGAGCGACUCACAGCGGGCGAGCGACUCACAGCGGGCGCGCGACUCACAGCAGGCGAGCGACUCACAGCGGGCGAGCGACUCACAGCGGGCGAGCGACUCACAGCGGGCGAGCGACUCACAGCGGGCGAGCGACUCACAGCGGGCGAGCGACUCACAGCGGGCGAGCGACUCACAGCGGGCGAGCGACUCACAGCGGGCGCGCGACUCACAGCAGGCGCGCGACUCACAGCGGGCGAGCGACUCACAGCGGGCGAGCGACUCACAAGCGGGCGAGCGACUCACAGCGGGCGAGCGACUCACAGCGGGCGAGCGACUCACAGCGGGCGAGCGACUCACAGCGGGCGAGCGACUCACAGCGGGCGAGCGACUCACAGCGGGCGAGCGACUCACAGCGGGCGCGCGACUCACAGCGGGCGAGCGACACACAGCGGGCGAGCGACUCACAGCGGGCGCGCGACUCACAGCGGGCGAGCGACUCACAGCGGGCGAGCGACUCACAGCGGGCGAGCGACUCACAGCGGGCGAGCGACUCACAGCGGGCGCGCGACUCACAGCGGGCGAGCGACUCACAGCGGGCGAGCGACUCACAGCGGGCGAGCGACUCACAGCGGGCGAGCGACUCACAGCGGGCGCGCGACUCACAGCGGGCGCGCGACUCACAGCGGGCGAGCGACUCACAGCGGGCGAGCGACUCACAGCGGGCGAGCGACUCACAGCGGGCGAGCGACUCACAGCGGGCGCGCGACUCACAGCGGGCGCGCGACUCACAGCGGGCGCGCGACUCACAGCGGGCGAGCGACUCACAGCGGGCGCGCGACUCACAGCGGGCGAGCGACUCACAGCGGGCGCGCGACUCACAGCGGGCGAGCGACUCACAGCGGGCGCGCGACUCACAGCGGGGCGAGCGACUCACAGCGGGCGCGCGACUCACAGCGGGCGAGCGAGACGCGCACGAGGGCGCGCCCGUGUGUUCAUCGAUUUGCCAGGCUCAUCCGUCCCUGCGUGCUCGCACUCGCCUUCCGUCCAUCCGCCACACUGCCUCUGCUGCCCCCAUUUGAACCUCCGGCGUUCACUCACCUCCAUAUCCCCCCUCCCCUCUCCUCCUCGCCCAUACUCCCUUCCCCUUCGCCCUCCCACGUUUCCCCCUUCUCCCCCGCCCUUUGCCCCUCUCCCCGUCUCCUGCCGUCCCCCCAACCCCGCCCCUUGCCCCUCGUCCUCCGCCUGGCAGGUUCAUCUACGUGUUGGUGGGGGGGGGAGCGCUGCUCACACUGGUCACCAUAGUGGGGGCCGUGGCAGCAGAGAGCAACAACGGCUGCUGCCUCUCAUGCGUACGUCACUGCACUGCUGCCUUGCCUGCCACAUCCCAGCUUCUCUUGCUGCAUGCGUGAUGGUGUAUGCUGCAUGCGUGAUGGUGUUUGCUGCAUGCGUGAUGGUGUAUGCUGCAUGCAUGAUGUACCAGUUCGGCCUGUGCGUGCUGCUGCUCAUCCAAGGAUCCCUCGCUGCCCUCGUCUGCCUUCAGGACGUGCCGGAGGACUCCACGGGCGAGUACGAGAAGGAGAGGGCGUUUGUGCUGCGCAACCUCGACCUCUGCCGCCUCGCUGCCGUCAGCCUGCUGCUCGUUGAGGGCACGGCGCUGCUGCUGGCGAUGAUGCUGAGGGCCAUGCACAGCGAUGCUGCACUGGCGGACGACGACGACUACAUCGCCCCCCACCGCCACCCCAACUCACGCCUGCGCCAGCCGCUCCUCCGCCCGCCCCACAUGGCGCCCCCUCCUCCCUACUCCUCCGCCGUCCCCUCUUCCUCUGCUGACGCUGGUGGUGGUGGUGCGGGUGGGAGUGGCGCGAGUGGCGUGGGUGUGGGGGGAGCAGCGGACGGUGCAGCAGCAGCAGGAGGAGAGGGGGGAGCAGCAGCGCUGUCAGAUGCCUGGCGGAACAGGAUUCUGGAGAAG
This is a messenger RNA of Closterium sp. NIES-65, 2400 nucleotides long. Lineage: Eukaryota; Viridiplantae; Streptophyta; Zygnematophyceae; Desmidiales; Closteriaceae. The record is from the annotation of a GenBank genome assembly.